AUGUGGUCCGCCAUUGAUGCUUUGGACGACUCAAACUCGAAGUCGACGAAUGAUGUUUCGGAAUCAGUAGAAUGUUGUGAAGAAGAUGAGUUAUCCGACGUAGAAUCACUGAGAAAAUUGGUGAAAAUGGAGAGGCAAAGGGCCAAUGUGGCUUGUAGGGAGCUUGAGAAGGAAAGAACGGCAGCGGAAUCGGCAGCGGAAGGGGCCAUGGCCUUGAUUUUGAGGCUGCAAAAUGAGAAAAAGUUCAGCAGAAAUGGAUGCCAAUCGAUUCCGGAGAAUGACCAGAAACAGGAGCGUGAUGAGAAGUGA
This is a messenger RNA of Mangifera indica (mango), 309 nucleotides long. Its product is annotated as protein FLOURY 1-like. The transcript has a single exon. The record is from RefSeq and is a predicted model, not a curated record. Lineage: Eukaryota; Viridiplantae; Streptophyta; Magnoliopsida; Sapindales; Anacardiaceae. Bases 1 to 309 code for a protein of 102 amino acids.